This is a messenger RNA of Haliotis rufescens (red abalone), 1329 nucleotides long. RefSeq lists its product as uncharacterized. Gene Ontology annotation, biological process: deoxyribonucleotide biosynthetic process. The record is from RefSeq and is a predicted model, not a curated record. Gene Ontology annotation, molecular function: ribonucleoside-diphosphate reductase activity, thioredoxin disulfide as acceptor. The transcript has a single exon. Gene Ontology annotation, cellular component: cytosol. The coding region runs from base 1 to 1329 and encodes 442 amino acids. NCBI's taxonomy places the organism in Eukaryota, Metazoa, Mollusca, Gastropoda, Lepetellida, Haliotidae.
AUGAUGCGCCGAGAUGCUUGCGAAUGUUCAAAGGCCCAGUUGGAUCUCUUUACUGUACCCCCUGUGUCCACCUCUGUGCAAGAGGGUCAGUGGAUUCGCUAUAGUCCCUUGGCACCACCCUCUGUAGCAAGACCACUCCAGUUUAACAUUUCCAAUCCCGUGAACGCUUACAUUGAUUUGAAACAGUGCUACCUGAGAGUAUGUCUACGUGUGACGAAAGAUGAUGGCACGGAUACCGUUCUAGCGGAUAACCCUGUAUCGACAGUCAACAAUGUGAUGCAUUCCCUGUUUCGCGAAGUGCGGCUGCAAGUGGGACACAAUCAGUUGGAGAUCACACCCUCCAUGGGCACUUACCCUUACAGAGCCUACUUGGAAACCCUUCUGAGUUAUGGUACAGGAGCCAAAACAUCUCACCUUCGAUGUCCUGGAUGGUUCACCGACGAUGCUGGUAAAAUGGACGUCUUCAAUCCUGAUGCAGAUGCGAACACAAGAAACACAGGUGUCAGAACGCGCCGCGAUCUUAUCGUACCCACCAAAGAAGUGGAACUUACAGGCCGUCUACACUGUGAUCUGUUUCUUCAAGACCGUUAUCUGCUGGAUGGUGUCCCUAUGAAACUGGAAUUGCUACGAAGUCCCGAUGAGUUCUUCUUCAUGUGUGCUGCUGAUGGUGUCUACAAACUAGCGCUGACCAAAGCCGAAUUCUAUGUCCGUCAGCUCAACAUCGAUCCUGCUGUCCGAGAAACACACGUGUCCAGUCUGAACGCUGGGGUGACUGCCAAGUAUCCCCUUUCACGUGUGCAUGUGACUGCCCAUGACAUCCCGAGAGGCGGUAGGGACUUUCACAAGGAUCACCUCAUCGGUGGCCAAUUACCAAAACGCGUGGUCCUGGGACUGGUGGACAAUAGUGCCUACGUAGGAAGCAAAGAGAAGAAUCCGUACAACUUCAAACACCAUCAUGUCACCAUGAUGAAGCUCAAAGUCAACGGCCAGGAAGUCCAUGGCACGGAAAUGAAAAGCGACUUCAGCAACAACAGUGCCCAUUUGAAACAAGUCUACAUGAAUCUGUUCCGAAACACGGGACAACUAUGGCGACCUGAGACCUGCGAACUGACUCCCAAGGCCUUUACUCAAGGUUACACCUUGUGGGUGGUGGAUCUCACACCAGACCUUGGCGCUGAUGAAGGCAUCAACUACCCUCGACACACUGGCAAGUUGGGUUUGGAAAUCCAGUUUGGACAAGCUCUCGAGGACCCAGUCACCCUCAUCUGCUAUGAGGAAUACGAAAAUGUUCUGGAAAUAGAUCGUUUCCGGAAUGCGAUGAUGGUAUAA